Messenger RNA from Paramuricea clavata, 522 nucleotides. The record is from the annotation of a GenBank genome assembly. NCBI's taxonomy places the organism in Eukaryota, Metazoa, Cnidaria, Anthozoa, Malacalcyonacea, Plexauridae.
AUGAUGGCAUUUCAUCCCAAGUCAAAAGCAGCCAUGGGACUACCCACACGCAGAAAUCAAGCUCUUUCUGACCAUCUUGACAUGGGCAUGAAAUGUUUUCUACGUCAAACACCAUUCAACAAUGCCACGAUGGUCCUGAGACAAUCUGUGAGCAAAUAUAACCAACAACCUGAAAAGCUCAACAAUAACAAAGUACAUAUGAAAACAGAUAUCAAGAAGAACAAUGGUCUUAAUAAUGUCCACAGUGAGAGGAGAGUUUCUUCAGAACAUUAUACCGUGUGUCAGACAGCUGCAGAUGCCUUUCCCAUUCUAGUUCCCAAAUCAUCCCAAAUUGGAAGGAACACAUAUCAAGAUUUUGUCCAAGGAUUAAGCUGUGAUGUCAGAAAACGGGAGGUAUAUUUUAAAUCCGUGAUUCGAGAGGAAGAGAAAAGGCGUUUAAAGAUAUUAAAUAGCGUUCAAACACCAAGGUCCAUGAGAGGAAAUGUUGUUUAUGCAAAGGCAACGUAUGAAAACUACACUUAA